Messenger RNA from Oncorhynchus kisutch (coho salmon), 4472 nucleotides. RefSeq names its product epithelial splicing regulatory protein 1. The transcript has 15 exons. Bases 257 to 2488 code for a protein of 743 amino acids. NCBI's taxonomy places the organism in Eukaryota, Metazoa, Chordata, Actinopteri, Salmoniformes, Salmonidae. Gene Ontology annotation, molecular function: RNA binding. The record is from RefSeq and is a predicted model, not a curated record.
GGUAGGUGCAUCACAAAAAGGGAACAUUCAGCCAUUACACUGCGAUGAGGUGUGCCGGAGAUUUUGCAUAGAUUAUCAAGCAAUCAAGAAGCCACUAAAAAUAUCUGAAGUUGCUGAGCACACCUUUGCGCAUAGGUGUCUGGGUGUGGGUGGCUGGAUUCUUUGGGUUCUAAACUGUUCUGGGGGUGUAUCUAUAGGUUAUUUUCUAUUUCUUUGGGUGUAAUUAGAGUAGUUUCUUUUUGUAUUUAUCCUGAAAAUGACGGCUCAGGUAGACUACCUGGCGGUGUUGUUCACCACCACAUCUGGCGCGAGCGGAGACCUCUUGGGCUCGGACGAGACGGAGCUCGAGCAGUUGGUGUGGCAGCUCGUGGACUUGAAGAACAAAAAGUUGGGAAAGGUGAAUGAGGUGUUAAUAAGGCCUGAGCACUCGGACCUUACAGAAGAUUGUCUGGGGGAGAGAGAGGACAGCGAGGAGUCUGUCUCUACAGUCACAGGCUUGGAGAACGCGCUAAACCAGUUCCAUCUGAGAUUGACCAAUGAGGUGAACAGCUUGGGCGCGGGCACGUCAGUGUGUGUGUGUACAGACGGGCAGCUCCACAUUCGCCAGGUUCUCCACCCCGAAGCUGCGGGCAAGAACCUGGCACUGCCAGAAUGUUUCAACUCCUUUUUUGACCUGAGGAAAGAGUUCAGGAAGCACUUCCCGUCUGCAGACACCAAGAGCCUGGAGGUGCAGUACAUGGCAGAAUCUCUCAGUGUAACUGUGGAGCCAGUAGCCAUAUUGGAGCCGCCGACCGUACUGGAUCCAACGGCCGUGUUGGAUCCGACAGCCAUGUUGGAUCUGACGGCCAUUUUGUCACCGGUCACAGCAGCACUGCAGGUCCAGACCAUGGCCAACAUCGUUCUAGCCCUGCUAUUGGAACCCUUAUGUCACACAUUCUCAAACCCAGAGAGAGUCACUGAGAAGUUUGAAAGUGGCACUUGCAGUAAGAUGGAGCGUGUGUGUGACAACACAGUGAUCAGAGCGAGGGGGUUGCCGUGGCAGUCAUCUGACCAGGACAUCGCUCGCUUCUUCAGAGGACUCAACAUUGCCAAAGGUGGUGCUGCGUUGUGUCUGAACGCCCAGGGUCGGAGGAACGGAGAGGCUAUGGUCCGCUUCAUCAGUGAAGAGCACAGAGACAUGGCCCUGCAGAGACACAAACACCACAUGGGCAACAGAUACAUAGAGGUGUACAAGGCAACAGGAGAAGACUUCCUUAAGAUAGCAGGCGGUACCUCCAGUGAGGUGGCGUUGUUUCUGUCUCGCGAGGACCAGGUGAUUGUCAGGAUGAGAGGUCUUCCCUUCACCGCCACACCUGACCAGGUGCUGGCCUUCUUCUCCCAGGGGGAGGGGCCUAAAGAGGCGUGUCCUGUCAGUGGUGACAAGGAUGGCAUCCUAUUUGUGCGUUUCCCUGAUGGAAGGCCGACAGGCGACGCCUUUGUCCUAUUCGCCAGUGAGGAGCAUGCUCAGUGCGCUCUCAGGAAGCACAAAGACAUCCUGGGAAAGAGAUACAUUGAGCUGUUCAAGAGCACCGCCGCUGAGGUGCAACAGGUGUUGAACAGGUACACGUCAGCCCCUCUGAUCCCCGUGGCUCCAGCCCCCCUGGUGUCAAUGUUGCCCUCUGUGUCUCUGUUGCCCUCUCCUGGUGGUGUGAGGGACUGCCUCAGGCUGAGGGGGCUGCCCUACACCGCCACCAUAGAGGACAUACUGGCCUUCCUAGGAGAAUACACACACGACAUCAGACCACACGGAGUACACAUGGUGGUCAACCAACAGGGUCGUCCGUCAGGGGACUGUUUCAUCCAGAUGCGUUCAGCGGAGCGGGCUUUCUCUGCCUCCCAGCGGGUCCACAAGCAGGUGAUGUCUGGUCCGGGCCAGGCUGGCAAGCGAGGGGUUAACAGCCGCUAUGUGGAGGUGUUCCCCUGUAGCGCUGAAGAGAUGGGUCUGGUGUUGAUGGGAGGCUCCCUCUCACACACACACAUUCACACACACACCCGGACUAGGAGUGGGACAGGGCUCAGCCCGCCGCCAUGUAAGUCCAGACGUCUGUCUCCUCACUCCUACUCCUUCCCACCCAUCCCUUCCAUCAUGCCGGCUGAGGCUGCCGGCCUCUUCCCUCCCAUUGGGCAGGUGCUGCUGAGUCCCCGCCCCCUAGGACCUGGACACGCCUACUACCCAGCUAGCACUCAGCUCUACAUGAACUACACUGCAUACUAUCCCAGUCCCCCAGGUUCUCCCAACACUAUAGGUUACUACCCCUCCCCCACCCCUCUGCCCUCCCCUGGGGGAGUGGUCCGCAUGCAUGGCCUUGCCUAUAAAGAACUGCUCAACACCAUUCAGGGAUACCAGUACGCUACUGAGGAUGGCCUUGUGCAUGCUCAUGCUAACAUGCACAAUCACGAUCCCUCCCGGACCCUGCUCACGCAGCCCAAAGAGUGGGUGUGUUUUUAAGGGGUGUGUCCUAGGCAGGCGGAAGAGUCCUAUGGAGGCAUUGCCUGUACUGAGCAGUAUGAUUGGUCAGUCCAGCAGCGGUGAUGCUCUGAUGCCCUUCCCCCCUCUCCUGACCAAGCAAGGAGGGCACUACCUGGACCUAAACAUGCUGUAGAAGGCUCAAAGAUCCACACACUGACACUCACUACCCAAACACUAUACCAGGGGUGUCAAACUCAUUUUACCCCAAGGGCCACAUUGGGGUUUCACCCAGAUCUGGAGGGCCACAUUGGGGUUUCACCCAGAUCUGGAGGGCCACAUUGGGGUUUCACCCAGAUCUGGAGGGCCACAUUGGGGUUUCACCCAGAUCUGGAGGGCCACAGUGAAAAGUGGUUAUAUUUCCUUUUUUAAAAUAUAAGACAUGGCUCUCGAUAUUAAACUGUGCCGAAAGUUUGACACUCCUUCACCACAAUAUCACCCCCCCCCCCCCCCAAAGGACAUGUGGGGGAAUGUCCUGGCCUCCAGCUCUGUUGUGUGUUCCCUGUCUGAGUUUUGUGGUAUAUACAGUGUAUAUGCAUGAGAGCAGAAAUGUAUUUUAUAUCAGAGCUUUGCCUCAGCCAAACAGCAGCUCUGUCUUAUAUUGCACAUAGUAUUUAAAAAAAGCUUUCUAGAGAGACGCUCUAAGAUGUUACAACCACUUCAGGAGACGUCUGUUAGAAGUAGAGCUGCGUUUAGUACUAAUUAUUCAUCUCAACCUUUCUUCAUGACUUGCAUGCAUUUGUGUAUGUGUGUAAGUGCUUGUGAAUGCGUGUGUGUGUGUAUACGUGUGUGUGGAUGUGUGCGUAAGUGCAUGUGUGAGAGAGAGAGAGGAAUGUGUAUAGUGCACUACUCUCUCAGAUGCUAUAUGUAUAUAUUUCAUUUUAUACUGUCUGUCUAAAAACAUAUUACAUUUUAUUUCUUUAUACUUUCUAUAAUUGUACAAUCCAAUACUAGAACGUUGUAUUAGGAAGCCUCCUGCAUGAAGAAGUUAGUAGUGCUAGCUACACUCAGAUGUUUACAUGUUAUGGAAAAUAUAAAGCACUGCUAACCAAUCAGAUUACUAUACAGAUUAUACUGUAUAUCAACAGCAUAGUGUCUGACAUAAGUUACAUGUAGUUAGUCAAAUGCUGAAUCACUCCCACACCCCUCCCAUCUAACCUGUUUAUGUUUGCCUAGUUCCACUCCACCCUUGCCUUUUGUAUGUGAUGCCAAGCUGAGCCCAGAGCCAGGAGAUUACUAUUCCUGUUGCCGGUGGUGUAAAGUACUUAAGUAAAAAUACUUUCAAAUACUACUUAAGUAGUUUUUGGGGGGUAUUUGUACUUUACUAUUUAUAUUUUUGACAACUUUUACUUUUACUCCACUACGUUCCUAAAUAAAAGUAUGUACUUUUUACUCCAUACAUUUUUCCUGACACCCAAAAGUACAAGCUACAUUUGGAAUGCUCAGGCAGGACAGUAAUGUGGUCCAAUUCACACACCUAUCAAUAUAACGCGUUGUAAUCCCUACUGCCUCUGAUCUGGAGGACUCACCAAAAUAAAAUACUGCGUUUCUUCAUGAAUUUACCACAGUUGAGUACUUUUUACACCACUGUCUAUUGCCUUACCCAGCUCGGUCCCAACUCACUGUGAUGGAGAUUUACCACUGUGCUCUCUGAUUCCUUACUGUAAUGUCACUGUGCCUGCAUCUCAACAGUCUACUUCACUGACAUAAAAGGAAUUGUUCUCAUCUAUCAUGAGUUUUCAGAUCAGUGCAGACUAAGGAGAGGAGGCAAGGAGAGGACCGCGCUUCAGACUAUUGAAACUCAACCAGUGUGUUUUACUCCCAUGAAGGCCAGAUUAGACAGUAGAGCUAUAAAUGGCCCAUAAUGAUGUAAUACAUUGAUGUCUGCUGUGACUGUGGGUCCCUGGCUGUCCAGGGAACUCUCCUGUGACCACACUGACACUAAUAAAUAGAACAUGUGAAACAA